This is a messenger RNA of Dicrocoelium dendriticum, 600 nucleotides long. The record is from the annotation of a GenBank genome assembly. Lineage: Eukaryota; Metazoa; Platyhelminthes; Trematoda; Plagiorchiida; Dicrocoeliidae.
CGCUUGUCCCCUUGACUCCUCCAACGCGAUUUCCACUUACCCGAAGGUAAGAACGCUCAAAGGAGGCAUGUAAGAAUGGAGCCUAACACAUCGAAUAAACCGUAUUUGAAUCUGAAACUUCUCGGUGAGUAUGUGUCCCGUGAACGUACUAGCGACACUAUUUCCUCUGUGUCUAUAUUGGGUAAACGGGUCGUCCGACAAUACGCAAGCGAAUUUAUUCUACCUGAUGAUACUCAAGUGGCUGUCAGUCGUCACGAAUGCAUACAACAACCAGAUGGCGAGGAGGAAGUUACUUUGUGUUUAUCCAUAGGCUUCCCAAAGAGUACACUGCAUCUGACCAAUACACAAGCCCGCGUCGAAAAGCAGGCGAACGAUUCUGGGGCAGUGACCAGCAUGUCUGGUGCAAGUUCCGAGGAACUAGACACUGGAUCAUUCUUGGACACCGAUCCAGAGAAUGAUGCUGCGAAGAAAACAGAUGAUCACGCAAAGAGCGUAGCCCUCGAAAAUUCAGAACGUGUGCUCAACCUCGAUCAAAGCACUGUUGUCACGGACACAACGGUCGCCGACACUGUGCAGAAUAUUGAAUCACUGUGCCGUUGA